CCACCUGAACCACCACCACCGCAGAAAACCACCCACCCCUCCCCACAAUCUCCAACAACCUCGACCUCAACCCACGAACCACCUACCUACCUACACUACCCUACCUCCAAACCACAACCCCACCCCAAAAAAUGACAACCACCCCGGCCCGCCCCGACCAAACCCCCCCCAACGACCUAGAAACCGACCUCCUAACGCACCUAACCACAACGCCCGCCCUCGACGACCUGCACAGCACGCUCCUCGCGGCCCUGCAACGCACCGGCUGGACCGAGAAGAUCCGGCGCCUGGCCCAGGAACUCCUCCGGGGGGGACGAUGCGAGCGGUUCGACGAGGUGAUCGAGGCGGUGGUCGCGUCCGCCGAGGGACGACGGCAUCCGUCGCUCCUGCCCGCCCCAAGAAACGGGGCAGCGAUCAAGAAUGAAGAUGAUGAUGCCUCGGAUCACGCGAAUGGGCGGAGGAACGCCAACGCCGACGGCAGCGGCGAUAAUGCAGCCUUCUUUGAGAAUGUGGACGUGCGGAUCCCCUCGGCUGUUGUCGAGCAGGGUGUCCGCGCGAUCAAGGAGGUUCUGCGCGAGGUGGUGAUCCUCGAAGGGGAUGGGGAUGGGGUUGGGGGUCCUGGUCAAACGGCCGGGGAGGGUGGGGAGAGGGACAAGGAGAGGGAGAAGGAGCAGACUACCACUACCACGAAAACGCCGGGCCAGAAGGAUCGGGUCAAGGGGAUGAAGAAUGGGGAGAGUAAUGGGGCCGGGGCCAGUGGGAGUCCCGUCAAGAAAGGGGAGAAGAAGAUGAAGCUGAAGCAGGGGAAAUGAGGAAGUCUGCUCUGCUGGCUCCUCUGCUGUCUGUGUUAUAUUCGAUAAAUACGUGGGAGUUCAUGUUGGUGUUGGGGGACAUCCGUCUGGCGUUUGGAUUGUUUCGGGACCCCCCCCCGGUGUUUACGGUGGGCAUUGCAUUUUCUAGAUACCAAAUUCGACUACUUCGUUACUUGCACCUUAGUUUCUACAAUCGAAACACAUCGUAGCAACUUCUUGGCUAUUAGAUGAUCAGAACUAUCUUAGCACCCAGAAUAAUAAGAAAUGGCCACAAAAGUACUUGUCAACCAACGUGAUUUAGUCGAGGCUCACCCCGCUGAUCUAACGAAGUGCGCAUGAAACAAAGCAUGAAAGGAUACAGUUUAGUCGUAGAGGCUGUCAUCAUUGCCGGCUUCGCCAAAAGUGUUGUUGUCCGCCACCUCACCCGAGGAAGGGAAGCGGAAGAAGGUGCUGCCGCCAGAGUUCUUCAAGCUCUGCGCGA
Aspergillus uvarum CBS 121591 is the source of this 1293-nucleotide messenger RNA. RefSeq lists its product as uncharacterized. NCBI's taxonomy places the organism in Eukaryota, Fungi, Ascomycota, Eurotiomycetes, Eurotiales, Aspergillaceae. The transcript has a single exon. The coding region runs from base 132 to 812 and encodes 226 amino acids. The record is from RefSeq and is a predicted model, not a curated record.